GUGCAUAAUAUGUAGAAGUGCAUAUCAAUUAUGGGUAGUAUUCCUGUAAACAGGUUGAACAGGCCCCUUAACCCCACAACCCCUGACUACGUUUUCCCACCCCGCGACCCAGACUAGACUUGGCUCGAUUUGGUAGUAGACAUCAUCGAAAUCAUCGAAAUCAUCGAAACGUGAACCUCAAACAUGAACCUCUUACUAUGAUACUUGACCUUAGCUUCUGAUUUCUUAGUAAUUAUCGACACCUAUUUUCAACAAAGCUAGACUAACCUAGUAUUAUCAUGAUCGCCUAACCUUAGGUUACUUACCUACGUUCCUAACCUAGAUAUCAAGCUCGCCUAUUCAAAGAUCAAUUAGAAAGAUAGCCCCAAGUACGGGUACCUCAGGGGGGGAGUAGCUAAGCCCGCUCAAGGAACUACCAUGGAUCGUAUACCUCCCGAGGUGCUUCUGCACAUAUUCCAGUUCCUGGACGGCCCGGCUCCGUCCCAGGUACGACUUCGGGACCAACCUAGCAGUGAUAUGCUGGACGUCACGCCGCAGCUUUCACACAGCCUCAAGACCGUUUCUUACGUCUGCAGGACUUGGCGCACAUUGGCUCUCCCAAGCCUCUUCCGCCACGUGCUAUGGAAGCCCAAGAUAUCCUCUCUCAGUGCCUUCACGCUGAACCCCAUACCCCUCCUGCGCUUCCUAGAGGACAAUCGGCUGGACCGUAGUGCCAUGACCUUCACCAUGGUCGUAGACUUCCAAGAUAAGGAAGCCGACGCGCGACAUAUCACUCCGGAGAUAAGGUCCGUGGACUUGGAAUGGCUAUGGGAUCAGCUAUUCUCCGUCAUCGAUCCUUUGCGCUUCACCAUGAUCGCGCCUCCGAACACUCUCGCCGCGUUCAUGUCUCGAAUGCUCUUCCUGGAUGAUGCAUGGUCAUUUAGUAUCCCCUACCAUAUUCUGUCACUUGCUCGAUCCAAAAGGGGGCCAUCACGUGACAGAUCAUCAAAAGAGCACCUCGAAGCACAACUAUCUGCUCUUCAAGUCUCAUCUCCAACAGCUGAGACUACUAGCACGUCACCUUCUGGGGCAGAGUCAUCAGCCGCCGCUGCUUCUGCCAUGGGAUCUUCUUCUUCUACUUCCCAAGCAACCCGCUACAGAAAGCCCCCAGCCUGUCCGCUAUUCACCGCGCGCCCCUGGACGUCCAUCCUUCUAAACGAGGGCUCCUCGACCCGAGUCUACCGCACCUACGAGUUCUUCCUGCGGCGACCGCCCUCCAUGCUCGGGGCCCUGCUCGGGUGCGAGGAGCACCCCAACAACGUACCCCUCCUGCCCCCCACCAUCAUCGACUUCAACUAUAUCGCCAUCUUCCCCCUAUCCUCUCAUUUCGAAGUCCUACUACAGCACCUCCCUAAGCUCGACCGGCUUUUCGUGCAACUCACCCCGCGGCCGGGGAACCGGAUCCUCGAGGACGAGGACGAGAUGAAGUACAUCGACCCGGCGGACCUGUGGAUGGAGCGAAACACGUCAUACAGCUCCUUGAUGCGCGAGCUGACCUUCGUGGCCGACCCCGAUCCCGACGUGGACGUGGACCCAGGAAACUGGGAGACGUUAAGGGUGUUCGAGAGCGGCGACGCCGCGGACCAGGAGGCCUGGGAGAUCGCCGUCAAGUUCCUCGAGCGCAACGCCCGCCGCGGCUGGAAGGUCGAGCGCGAGGGCGUCUUCGUGAAGUGCGACGACGAAGGGAACCCCCCCGGCGCGAAGCGCGAGGUCGAUGGGCAUGGCGGAGGCGUGAAGUCGACCUUGUUAGUAUAAGUCCUUUUUUUUUUUUUUUUUCCGCCUUUCAUUUUCCUCUCCCUCCUUCUCCCCAUCUCUCUAUCGUGUGGAAAGAGGCUAGGCUGCACUGGAGAAGACCGCAUGUAUAUCUGCAUGAGGCACCUAGGUACUUGCCCCCCUCCCCUUCCCCCCUUUUUUU
This is a messenger RNA of Hypoxylon fragiforme, 1954 nucleotides long. RefSeq lists its product as uncharacterized. The record is from RefSeq and is a predicted model, not a curated record. NCBI's taxonomy places the organism in Eukaryota, Fungi, Ascomycota, Sordariomycetes, Xylariales, Hypoxylaceae. Gene Ontology annotation, molecular function: protein binding. The transcript has a single exon. The coding region runs from base 418 to 1794 and encodes 458 amino acids.